Carassius gibelio (silver crucian carp) is the source of this 3483-nucleotide messenger RNA. RefSeq lists its product as uncharacterized. The coding region runs from base 235 to 1383 and encodes 382 amino acids. Gene Ontology annotation, biological process: T cell activation; positive regulation of ERK1 and ERK2 cascade; interleukin-15-mediated signaling pathway. The record is from RefSeq and is a predicted model, not a curated record. NCBI's taxonomy places the organism in Eukaryota, Metazoa, Chordata, Actinopteri, Cypriniformes, Cyprinidae. Gene Ontology annotation, molecular function: protein tyrosine kinase binding; MHC class II protein binding. Gene Ontology annotation, cellular component: membrane raft; external side of plasma membrane. The transcript has 11 exons.
GAGAGAAUAGCUUAUAAACUGUGUUGAGAGCAGAUGUGUGGUUGACAGAAUGCACUUUAUCACACUGAAGAACAUGUUUCACACAAUCUAAAGCAGCACUUCUUCAUAAUGCACAGACAUAUAGUGCAGAUCUAGAAGAAUUUCAACACUCAGAUCAGAGGAAGUUAAAACCACACGAGGAGCUGAGAGUAUUUAAAGAAAGAGUUGAGAGCAAAUGAUGAAGAGAAAGAGAAAAUGUCUGAGUGUCAUCUGUGUCUGCUGGGACUGAUCGCUCUCUCUUCACUUCUCACAGGUGUCAGUGGAGUGAAAGAUGUGUUCAUCAGAUCUGGUAAAAAUGUCUGUCUGCCCUGUAAUAAUGCUCUUCCUGGUGCUCUUCAUGACUGCAACUCAACUACAUGGAUCUAUAACAGAUUCAGUCAUUCAGCAGCAGUUGAACUGAUUGGUUUAGGGAUAAAGAAAGACACAGAGAGACAGAAGAGACUGAGUCUGGGGUCUGACUGCUCUCUGAACAUCACAAAGAUCUCAACAGAAGAUUAUGGAUCUUACAUCUGCCAACAAUGGACUGGUGUGGGUGGACCACGACUAAGAAAUGACACUCGUGUUGAUCUGCAUGUUCUUCAUGCCUCACAGACUCAGAUCAGUUCAGAUCUCUCUGUGACUCUCUUCUGUCGGCUGUAUUUAUAUCCUCGAGUCUCUUGUGAUGAAUGGAUCAGUUCUGAGGGAAUUCAUCUGUUCUGGGUGAUUCCGGAUGGUGUUAAACCGACGAGCUCAUCCUCAUCAGAUCCCUGUUUCAUCUCUCUGACUACAACACUCCUGAAUGAAGAUCACAACAGAGAGUGGAGAUGUAAUGUUACUCAGGGAGAUAAAGUCAAGGCCUCAGCCAAAUUCACUGUCAAGAGAUCAGCUCCAGAUAAACCAGAGACAGCAGUCCCAGACUCUCAGAAAACUACAGCUCCAGAUAAACCAGAGACAGCAGUCCCAGACUCUCAGGAAACUACAGCUCCAGAUAAACCAGAGACAGCAGGCCCAGACUCUACAGUGAUCCUGAUUUCUGCUGUCGCUGCGGCCGCUGUUUUCCUGACUGCUGUUCUCUGGCUGAUCUGCAGAAAAAGAGCUGGUAAUAAAAGAGGGACUGGUGAAACAGCGGUCAAAGAUGAGAAUGAAGAUAAAGUGACGUAUGAGACGAUCAACAUGUCGACUCCUGCUGCUGCGAGAGACAAUGAGCAGACAGAUGAUGUGACUUACUCUGAAGUCUCUUCUUCCAGUAAAAAGCCAGUCAAAUCAGUCAAAGAUCAAGAUGAUUCAGUGACUUACGCUGCCAUCAGAGGAACACAAAAUGAGCCGCUGGGUCAACUUUACGCCUCUGUGAACAAGAACAAAUAAAGAUUCAUGAGACAGAUCAGUGCAUGAGCUCUUCACAUCAGCAGCAGAUUGAUGAGAUUCAUCAUACAGGUCCUUCUCAAACAAUUAGCAUAUUGUGAUAAAGUUCAUUAUUUUCCAUAAUGUAAUGAUAAAAAUUAAACUUUCAUAUAUUUUAGAUUCAUUGCACACCAACUGAAAUAUUUCAGGUCUUUUAUUGUUUUAAUACUGAUGAUUUUGGCAUACAGCUCAUGAAAACCCAAAAUUCCUGUCUCAAAAAAUUAGCAUAUUUCAUCCGACCAAUAAAAGAAAAGUGUUUUUAAUACAAAAAAAGUCAACCUUCAAAUAAUUAUGUUCAGUUAUACACUCAAUACUUGGUCGGGAAUCCUUUUGCAGAAAUGAUUGCUUCAGUGCGGCGUGGCAUGGAGGCAAUCAGCCUGUGGCACUGCUGAGGUGUUAUGGAGGCCCAGGAUGCUUCGAUAGCGGCCUUAAGCUCAUCCAGAGUGUUGGGUCUUGCGCCUCUCAACUUUCUCUUCACAAUAUCCCACAGAUUCUCUAUGGGGUUCAGGUCAGGAGAGUUGGCAGGCCAAUUGAGCACAGUAAUACCAUGGUCAGUAAACCAUUUACCAGUGGUUUUGGCACUGUGAGCAGGUGCCAGGUCGUGCUGAAAAAAGAAACCUUCAUCUCCAUAAAGCUUUUCAGCAGAUGGAAGCAUGAAGUGCUCCAAAAUCUCCUGAUAGCUAGCUGCAUUGACCCUGCCCUUGAUAAAACACAGUGGACCAACACCAGCAGCUGACAUGGCACCCCAGACCAUCACUGACUGUGGGUACUUGACACUGGACUUCAGGCAUUUUGGCAUUUCCUUCUCCCCAGUCUUCCUCCAGAAAAAAGUACUUUGGACCACUGAGCAACAGUCCAGUGCUGCUUCUCUGUAGCCCAUUUCCUGCACACGCCUGUGCACGGUGGCUCUGGAUGUUUCUACUCCUGACUCCGUCCACUGCUUCCGCAGGUUCCCCAAGGUCUGGAAUCGGUCCUUCUCCACAAUCUUCCUCAGGGUCCGGUAUCCUCUUCUCGUUGUGCAGCGUUUUUUCCUACACUUUUUCCUUCCCACAGACUUCCCACUGAAGUGCAUUGAUACAGCACUCUGGGAACAGCCUAUUCGUUCAGAAAUGUAUUUCUGUGUCUUACCCUCUCGCUUGAGGGUGUCAAUCUGGACAGCAGUCAGGCCGGCAGUCUUACCCAUGAUUGCGGUUUUGAGUAAUGAACCAGGCUGGGAGUUUUUAAAAGCCUCAGGAAUCUUUUGCAGGUGUUUAGAGUUAAUUAGUUGAUUCAGAUGAUUAGGAUAAUAGCUCGUUUAGAGAACCUUUUCAUGAUAUGCUAAUUCUUUUGAGAUGGGGAUUUUGGGUUUUCAUGAGCUGUAUGCCAAAAUCAUCAGUAUAAAAACAAUAAAAGACCUGAAAUAUUGCAGUUGGUGUGCAAUGAAUCUAAAAUAUAUGAAAGUUUAAUUUUUAUCAUUACAUUAUGGAAAAUAAUGAACUUUAUCACAAUAUGCAAAUUUUGGACAAAGGACCUGUAUACUGUAUGUGGAAGAAUUAUAUGAAACAUGUCUCAGAUAUUUAAACCAAAUACAGUUGAAACUACUCUUUCUUUCAGCAUGUAUAGACUGUUUCUUGCAGACAGUAGUGAGAGAUUACAUCAGUGUCUGUGUAAAUUAUUCUAUAUGUCACAAAAUUAAAUAGCAGUUAUUUCUUUUUUCCACGUGUGACCAUAAAGAGUCAUGAGUUUAAAUAAAAGUGUCUUCUGUUCCAGUCAGAAAGCUGAUGUUUAUUGACUGUAUUAUGAGAUGAGGAUGAUUGAAAUGACGUUUGAUUGUGUCACGUUCACAUUCUCCCGUCGAAACACCACAACAUCCAGAAAUCAGAAGAAAAUCUAAACAAUGAAGACGAUUAAGAUGUUUUGUGCUGAGAUGAUUUAUAUUUUCACCAGUGGUUUCGUGUCUCUCCUCACUGGAUGUGGCUGUGUUUUGUCUUCAUUCGUGUCUGUUUGAGUUUUGAUCUUCAUUUGUGUUUUUCUCAUGAUAAUGUCUCCAGACAAAAAAUAAAAAUAAAAAGCCCAUUAAGAUGA